ACAUGGAUAUGAUUGUGUGAUAGAAGUGACGAUAAUGUAUUCGUGUGUGAUUAUCUGGUGUAUGUGCUACAUUGGAGUCGUCUAUGGUUCAGCAAAUUCACUAAAAGAUCCGUUCAUUUGUGGACCGCCAUCAUGUGCACAAUCUGAGAAAUUCAAAUACCUGUCUGAUAUUGUUUAUACCUAUGAAUACAGAGUUAAUGUUGAAACAUUAUUUGCUGGCUCGAGCAACAACAGGUCUACACUUGAUAUUAAAGCACAGACCUCAAUACUAUUUAUAAAGCCGUGUGAAGGACUGCUUCAGCUCAGAGACGUAACUCUGAUCGAUCAAGACGAGUAUUACCCUGUUGAUCGUGCGGAGAAAUUCAUAGGCGCCGUCUCAUCGUAUGACCUAAGGUUUGCCUUCCACGAUGGUCUUAUCACGGAGAUUUGUCCGGACGAAAAGGAAGAAGACUGGGUGCUCAACUUCAAGAGAGCCAUAUUGGCACUGCUACAAAACACCAUGAAGAGGUUCGAUAUCGACUUCAAGGGCGUCGAGCAAGACAUACACGGAACUUGCAACGUCGACUACUCCGUCCGGGGCCAAGAAGACACCAGCCUCAUUCUGGUGAAGAGACGGGAUCUAUCAGAGUGCACGAACCGAUAUAAAUACAUGUCAAUACUGCAGACAGUCAGAUACGACUUUCAGAGCAAAUUUCAAACAUGGCCCGUUUUGAAAUCUGAAAGCAAAUGUCGCAUAUCGAUCGACCAUCACGUUUACAAAGCGGUGAAUUGUCGAGAGAGGCACCUCUUCGAACCGUUCUCGGGCAAGAACUCCGGAGCUAUGACCACAGUGGUACAGGACUUGGUGCUUAUUAGUGAGAUAAAUAAGAGCGACUUUCAAAUAAUCGCUGCUGCACCUAAGACUUGGGCCGAGAUACACAAGCGUUCUAAUUUGCUACACCACCACACUACGUAUAUAGGAGACGACAGCAUAGGUCUAAGGAAUGCCAGGGAAUUGCUCAAGUUAUUAUGCUUAGUGAAAGAGACGGGCGACGAGAACUCGCAGCCGAGCGUGGAUGUGAACAUGGACAGCAGCUCGACUGUGGGGCUGUGGGGUCGGUUCGUGCGCGCCGCCCGACCCUUGGACUUCCCCUCGCUCUCGCAGCUGCUGGCUCGAGCUCCCACCAUGUGUGAGAUAGCCACAAAACACAUGCUGGACGCUCUACCGUAUAUCGCCAGCACCGGCUCAGUGGAGCUCAUCAAGAACAUGAUAACAGAAGCCGCUAUCGACACCGAGACCAGACACGAGUGGCUAAUGUCCAUGGCAAUGAUACCGAGACCGAAGCUAUCGAUGUUGGAGAGUAUGUUGGAAUUGAUCAAAAAAUACAAGAACGAUAAGGUGGUUAGUUUCACGGUCUCAUCCAUGGUCCACUCCUACUGCAAGCACAGCGGGAAGUCGUUGCGCGAAUGCUGCGAGGAGGAAACGCCGAAUAAGAUUCUAGAAAUAUUCCAAAAUAUAGUGAAGGAGAUAUCUAAGAAAGGUGCGAUCAAGACCCGACAAGAUAGGGAUAAUAUCGUGAUAGCAAUAAAGGCUCUCGGUAACAUCGGUGGUUUCAAACUAGAAUUCGCCGAUGUAUUGAUGAGUAUCAUUGGCGACUCCUAUCUGCCUGUACCCAUACGAUUGACGGCCAUUGACGCGUUCAGGAGGACGCCUUGUGCGGAAACACGCGAAUAUUUCUUGGAGACGUACCGCGAGGACUUCGUGAACAUCGAAGUCCGUAUAGCUUCUUACAUCCAGGUGAUGCGCUGCCCGGACCUGACCACCGUGAGGACGAUAUUCCACGCGCUGCGCCACGAGCCGGUUAACCAGGCGGCCACAUUCGUGUGGAGUCACCUGAAGAACCUGGGCCAGUCGUCACUCCCGUCCAGGGUGGAGAUCCAGGGUCUGCUGUCCGGGAACACCAUGCCGCAGCUAGAGGACAGCCCCGACUUCAGAAUGUUCUCGAAGAACUACGAGCAGAGCGUCUUCUUCGACCAAUACAACGCUGGUGGAAACUACGAAGCCAAUGUGGUGUUCUCACCGGACUCUUACAUCCCAAGGUCGCUGUCGCUCAAUCUGACUGUCGAUAUGUUUGGCGAGUCGAUCAACGUUUUCGAGAUGAAGGCCCGCGCCGAAGGCUUCGAAUCGUACUUCGAGAACUACUUCAGCCGAAACGGACCGUUCAGCAAGAGCAACAUCAUGGAAAAGAUCAACAGCAUGCGUUUCGCGCGUUCGCUAAACGACACUGAGGACGUGAGAAGCAAGAUCGACGACUUGGGCUACGAGAACGAAGCUCUCAAACACAGGCUCCCCCUGGCUGAGCUCGGGAUCAAGGUCUUCGGUAACGAGAUAUCGUACUGGAGCGCCGAGGGUGACGACGAGAUACGUAAGUCUCUGGCGAGGCUGAACCCGGAGUUGAGGAUCAUGGAGAUCUUGUCCGGAAAGGAAAUUUCGUACAACAAAGCGUCGUUGUUCUUAGACACGACCUACUCGGUGCCGACCGGGUGCGGUCUGCCUCUGAACAUGAAUUUAAUGGGAACGAGCUACGUCAAUACCAGGAUGUCGGGUACAGUCGAGUACAAAAAUUCGCGAUCCGGUAACUUGGACUUCGAGGGGAAACUGAGGCCGAGUGUGGCUGUGAACGUGGCUGCCACCAUGAGCGUCGUGGCUGGAGGGCUCAGCUCGAGCGGGAUCCGCGUCAACUGGCGCCUGUACACCGCCACCGCGGUCGAGGCCCGGCUCUCCGUGCGCGGCCUGGGGCUGCUCAGACUGCACCUCUCCCUGCCCAUCGACAAGCAAGAGAUCUUUGCUGCCAAGUCGGAAUUGAUAAUACUACACGGCGACAAAGAAAUACAGCAAGGUGGAUUGAACAAGAACAGAAUAGAACAGAACACUUGCAGUUGGUCAACUUUUGAUAACGCUGUAGGGAUCAAAGUAUGCGCAUCCUAUCAGUUCCCAAAUAUGACAAAUUUAAGAGACGCACCAUACUUCCUAAUGAGUGGACCGGCCAAAUACAUUAUGUCCUUAGAAAAAGCCGAUCCGUCAGCUAAAACAUAUGCCCUUGAAUACAAGUGGGAUAGGAAUAGUACAAAUGACGUCAUAAGUUUCUCAUUCGAUACUCCUGAUAGUCAAGAAAAGCGAAUGAUUAAUGCAGCUUUAAGCUUAUCGAACACGUCGAGUACGGCGGUGCUGUCGUUCCAGUCGGCCAAAAGCACAUUAAAAGCUCAGGCCCUGUACAGGAACCAGCAAUACGAUAAGUCAUUAGAGGCGAGCUUAGACGUGGACGGGCGGAAACAGUUCGACACUAAAAUGUCGGUGAAGCGUUACAACAUCAAGAACGGCUACGUUUGGAUACCGAACGCGUACUGGGUCGUCGACAACGAUCGCGUCGCAGAACUGUCUGGCGUCUUCAAAGUCAAAUCUAAAGGCGGCGUGUCCCAGUGCGACAUAACAGUGGACUUCCAAACGAAACAGCUGGCCAGUCGCCUCACUGGCUACUACAUACUGAACGGACCCACGCACGGCGCCAACCUCAGACUUGACUACCGGUUCAACAAGAACUCGAACCAGACGAUCAAAAUGGAGGGCCUUUUCACGGAGAAAGCAGCCGGUUACAGACACGACAUUUACGCGGAAGUCGAAAUGCAAUUCACCGCCUAUCCCGUAUACAAUUUUUAUUCGGUCUUCAAGAACGUUAAAACUCAAAGUCACGUCGACAUUGGCUUCAACGUGAGCUCGUCGAAGAAAGAGAAGGAAGAUCCAUCGUUUAUGCUAAAGUUCAUUCGAGUGGAUAAGCCCAAUGGUGUUAAAAUCGAUACUGGACUCAAUUUACGCCGACCGAAGACUAUUGAUGUUAAAUUUCAAUUCGAAGGGAUCGGACCGAAGUAUACGACUUUAGCGCUUUUGAACUUCAAUCCCAAAUCAAGGGAGAUACUCAUAUCGGGAUACCUGUUCCUACCCCCCGGGGCUCAACUGUAUCUGGACUCGGAAUUGAACAUGACCCUGCCCACGCUGCAUCCUUGCAACAUCAAAACGAAAGUUCACGAGAAACAACCUAAUGAAUACCAGGUGAAUUCUGUUGGCAUAUGGUUCACGGGCGUCGACUUCAACGUAGACGCCCUGUACCAGGACCAGUCCAAGACCAACAUGGCGUCGCAUCGUCUGAAAGCGAUGAUAAACAGCAACCACUUCAAGAACAUAGCCGUCGACGGGCGAUUCACUCAGGACAACCGACAAGUCACUUUUAUAGGAGUGGGUGAAUACAACGGGGACAUCUACAGAACCCUAAUACGUCACGUCGUGCUGUCGGAACAGAAUUUCACGACGUACGCCGAAUUGGACGUUAACGAGAAGGCAUACAGUUUCGAUUUGAAUGCCGAUUUGAACAACAACACAAGCGUCAAUCUGGACAUACACAUCGACGACUUAAGGGACGUCCAGAUCUCGUACCACCGCUGGCUGUACGAUCACCAGAAGCGGCUGAGCGUGGCCGUGAACUGGGACGCUAACCGGAACCCAUCUCAGAAGGUCAGCGUCGACGUGCAGCUCGACAACAAGGGGCCCUGGCACCACGCCGCCCACCUGUCCUUGUACUACCCGGGCAGGAUGGUUACCGGCGAACUCGAAGUCCUGCUCAGAGAUUGGUUCUGUCAAUGGCACGUCCGCAUGGGCUGGGCUCACGACGCCAACAUCCUGUGGAGGGUGAAGAUGUACUCCGAAGCGAAGAAUGAGACUGUCUACGCGCUGCUGUCCAGCCUGAGCACGCCCUUCAAUGGCUGGAGGGACACCAGCUUCAACGUUAUGUGGCGCUACCACGACAACCUCCAGGCCAUCAACGGUAGCAUGAACUGGCAAGAAGACUACCUAUCCUUCAACCUGCUGGCCGACUAUCUGUUCAAAACGAACGAAUUCUACGGGGAAAUAAACGCGGUCGUGAACUCGACUAUACCGACCCUACCCAAAGCGGCCGCCAUCGCCAAACACAGAGUUAUCUGGAAGAAGAGUGCUGACACGUUGCUAAGUUUUCAGUAUAACGAAGAAGGUAAACUUAUGAUCAAUUCGUCAUGGACCCUCGACAAGGGAGAGAAGCAGACCAACGUCACCGGCCGAGUCACACUGCUCACGCCCUUCCAAGGCUACACAAAGGGCUUCCUCCGCACCGAAUUCUUAUUUGGACACAAACGCGAUAUCCACGGAAUCACGUAUCUGGACCUAGAGGAGAAAGUCCUGAAAAUAUACGUAAACGGUCACAUGAGGAGGAUCACGAACUGCAUGCUGGUGGUCAACGUGACCAGCCCCACCACGGAGCUGUCGCAGACGACGGCCAGGUUCGGCUUCGUUGAGGCGGACAGGCAUUUGGUCGCUAUCGUGGUCACACCGAAUAGUACCACCGGUAUCGAAGUUUUCUUGAAACUCCUGUCGCUGCAAGAUUUCCACGUAUUUGGGCACGUCGCACUCCCCAUACAGUACUUAAACAGAGCCAUGGUCACCGCGAAGAGAGCUCCGCAAGAGGUCGAUUUCCGAGUGGGAUGGAACAAGAUGGACUUUGGUUUCACGGCAAUAUGGCACUGGAGGGCGAUCGUCGAUUUUGUAUAUCUGUACAAACUUUACACACCGUUGGAGGGUUUCGAAGAGAACGGAUUGGUAUUCAAGAACAUAUACGGCAACGGACUGGAUACAGAACUAUCGAUUCGUCUGUCGAAACACAAGUUCGGCAUAGCGAUCCUGCUAAAGGACAACGGCAAGGGCUUAGUGGACGUCCUAAAGGACAAGAUUCAAAACAAAUUCGACAUGAACUCCGACGUGUUCUUGGAAGACUUCGACACGACCGCCAGGGUGGUGGUCGACACUCUGUACUACCCAACGAUAACAUUCCACUCGCACAUCACUAAGUUUGUGGGGCCGGAGGAGGAGGAGAUCGUCCAGGCAAACGCAACGCUCCAUCUACCGGAUAAACCGCCUAUCGUCUUAACCGACGUAUUCGUACUAGAGACGUACACGACAAUGAGGAACACGCUCAACCUGAUAACUCCGUUCGAGGCCGUCAGAGAGUUGAAGUCCCUGUACACGGUGGACAUCAUCCUGGGCGAGAGGUUCAACGUCACUUGCCUGGUCCUGCUCUACAACGGAACAUACUGGCACGAGAUAUCAUACAAGAUAUAUUACGAGUUCGAGGAGGGCGAGGACGCGACGUACCGCUCGUACGUGGCGUCGGUCGGUAUAGCGACGCCGCUAGCCGUGCUGCCGGCGCUCGAGAGCCGCGUGUCGGCCAGGCUCGAGGACGCGCUGUGGAAGAUGUCCGCGGACAUAUCCAUGCCCUCAUUCACCAUCAACGCGCUGGCGAACCUUGAGCUGGACGACCCCUUCGUGGAGACUUCGGGAAGUUUGAAUUUAACAUCCGUCUACUUAGAGGACUACUUCAUCAAAAUGGAAUUCAAGAAGGAUUUGUCUGACGUCGAGAACAUGAUCGCUGGUGGGAUACAGAUCCAGCAGGGCGAUCAGAAUAAUUACCUAUUCGCAGACGCGAUAUGGGGUCCGCCCCCCCAACGUCACGUCCGCUUCAAGUCCCGUUUCGCGCUGCCCCCGGUGCUGGCGCCGUCCGAGCUGAGCUUCCUGUACGGCGAGGCGCAGACCGGCCGCUCGCUGACCGUGGACUUCAGCAUCGAGAACGCCACGUACUCGCUGAAGGGAGACCAGCGCCCCACGUCCUUGAGCGUGGCUAUGAGCACGCCCCACAGAGGCUUCAGGGCCAUGAAAGUGAUAGGAGAGUUCCAGGACGAUGACGUAGUUGGCUCAAUUGUGACCGAUGCGAAGGAGUACAGUAUCACCGGGAAGGUGCUGAGUCGAAAUCCUUUAGAUCUAUCUCUGUCACUCGUGCCGAAAGGACAAGGCGACACGAUCAAUGCCCGUAUCAAAUUGGAGUCCACAAACACGGCUCGGACUAUAACGGCGCAUAUCAACGGUCCUGUAGUCUGCACGGUGUUCGCCAGAGCUGAAAUAGUGGACGCUUACAGCGAUAUCAACUUUAAGGUCAGCCUCCCAAAAAAUAAGAACAAAGAGAUAUACUUCAAGUCCCGGGUGGAUCACUACCCUGGAUUGCGGAAGGUGGUAAGCGUGCAGGCGGCUACGCCCCUCGAGAAACUCAGUUUUCUGAAGGCAGACACGGAUUUCGUUUUUGGCCCUAAAACUGGAUACUUGAUUUGUAAGUUCGACUUCCCCGACAUGAAGGGCGCGGGAGACUUGAAAUGGAGCUUCCUACUAAACGAUUUGUUUAUCAAGGGGUUAGGACAUCAGAACGUACAGGACAUACAGAAGAGCGUUGACCUGGAUAUCUACUACGGCAACCGGACCGGUGCCGAUCAACUGCCCAGAACCGACGCUGGCUUCAGAAUGGAUCUGGAUCACAUAUGGCAGAUCGGCGCUAACGCGUCCGUCGGCUUCGUGAUGAACAAACGCAUCAGCGUGGUGCUGAACGUCAUACUUCCGAAGCCGAACGUGGAUGUGCACACGCUGUGCGUCGACGGCGACCUGGGCGGCGACCAGAGCCCGAUCAAGACUAUAGACGCCAAGUACAAGACUGACGUCACCAAGAUCCUGACCGCCAUAAAAGGAAACCUGAUACAACUACCGGAAAGCUUCGAAUCGAAUUCGACUGUGACUUGGACGUCGGGCGCCGAGUACAAGAACAUAGAGAACUACAUAGACCACAAGUGGGACAUUAACGGUUCCCACUUCAUAGACUACACUCUAGUGACGCCGCUCUACGAGAACGACUCUACGUUCAAGGUCAAGGGAUCCUACCAGAGGGAUUUGGUGCACAAAUUGGAGAUUGUCAAAGGCCACAUGCACAAGCCUGGUGCAUCCCAGAUCGGCGAGAUGGACGUGCGUUACGGCGGCGUGAAACACACAGACGGAUACUUCAACUUCACGACGCCCUUCCAGAAACUGAAAUGGCUCAAAUCUAUAUUUGACAUCAACAAUAUAGAGGAGCAUUCCGACAACAAAGUGAACUUGUAUUGGCCGAACAAGACAGCGUCCGUGAACACGACCCACCAGUACUCGAAGGACGCGGGCGGGUUCAAGCAGACCGGACAAAUAGCUCUGUCCGUUCCGCUCAGCACCCAGCACUUGGUCAACACCGAGUAUUAUUACCUGCAAGGAGACAAGUCUAGUAACGGUAACGCGACCGUCGAUCUGGACGGGGAUCGGUUCGUGAAGGGCUCCUUCAAACAAAUCCUCAGUAAAAGCGAAAGGAAUUUGGACCUUGCCACGACGGACAUAGAGGUCGAAAACGUACACACGCCGGUCGGCGUUAAGUACAUACACGAAUACGACGAAACCGGGAAAGUUGACGUAAAGCAAGCGACCGUGUUCCACCUGCACAACGCGACCAAGUUCAACGUGACUGGGAAGCUGGACGUGCUCACGUACGACACUGGCAAGGACCUGAGGCUCACCGCCGUCCACGGCGCCCGCACCUGGACCUUCGACAACCACUACGAGGCCUUCGACAAGGAGCUCAAGCAGGGCAGCAAGAUCAAAUGGAUCGAAGACUACUGGAUCAACUAUGACAUCCACGUCACUAAUAUGACGACGGCGGACACCGAAUCGCAGCAACUCGUGAUGAAUGUUUACUAUCCAUUGCGGACCUUCAACCUGGUGGCGGUAUACAACUUGCAAGACACCCUGCUCGAUGGUAAAGCACAACUGAACUGGGACGUGAAAGCUGAGAACAAAACGGCUGAAUUGAGAGGCAGGUGGGAGAACCCCCCCAUAAAAGAGGGGAACAUGCAUAACAUCGAUUUGAUACUAUCGCAUCCUUCGUUCAGGAAGGACGUGAACUUGAAAGCUCAGUACUCGAGCACGCCGGCAGUGAUGUCGAACGUGUCGCUAGAGCUGCAAUACUCGGACAUAGAGAGCGAAUAUCUAAAAUUAAAAUCGAUUCUAACCGAUAACUCGAAUGGUCCGAUACGCGAUUACUCAUUCGCGCUGACCUGCACGCACCCCUCCACGUACCUAGACCUGGACAUGAAGUCCGACGUGAACAUACACAGCAAGUGGUAUUACUUCUACAACUACUACAGGUUCCAGAAGUCGCUGUAUUACGAGAAGAUAAGGCAGAGCAAGCUCGUGGUGGACACCACGAAGAGCUUCGUCAAUUGGGAGCGCACCAACGAGACGUACUUCUACAGAGUGAACGGCACUUGGGACCUCACGUAUCCGGACUACACGAUAAAGUCAUUCAUACAUCGCACCACCGGCAACGACACCGGUCUGGCCGUGCUCUCAAUGAAAGACAAGUCCUUGGUCGCCCAUCUGAAUAGUACUGACGACAUAUCGUACCAUCUAGUUGGUAACAUUGUAAACACGAGAUCAGCGAAAUUAGACGCGUGGCGCGACUUCGAUGACGUCACAACCGUAGACCUGGCUUCGUAUAUCCGCCUCAACCACUCCCGCCUGCUGACCAGCUCGCUGGUGUGGCGGCCGCAGAUCUUCAGCGAAGUUAAAGCUCAAGCGGUCUCCACGCUGAAGCUUUUAUACGGCCAAAUAAACGACAGUCUGGUCAUAUUGAAAGAAGCGCCCAUGGAAGCUCACUUGGCGCUCAAAGCGAUAUGGGCAGACGCCAGACCUAGGAUCGGUGAUUUCUUGCACGAUUUAGACGACCUGCAAGUGAUCAAAGACGAUUUAGACGACUUUGAAACAUUCUUAAACGAAUCAUAUAGUAAAAAUGAUUUUUACGUGAAAGACAUAGUCGAGUUUACUUACUACGUGCUAGACGAGAUGGCCAUAAGGAAUCACUUGGAGAGUCUGCCCGGCAUAGUUAACGACAUGUGGGGGAUGAUGGGCAACACCAGUCAGUCCAUCAAGCAGAGUCUGACAUACGUGGUCGACACUAUAAAACACGCCUACGCGAAUUUCUUGGAGUCCGUGAACAAGGCUUUGGAGGCAGAUUUUAUGGAACUGGUGUCGGAGCGACUCGAAGCCAUGAUAUUACAGUACGAUAACUUCAUCAGGGACCUCCACAUGAAAUUGUUGGAGUAUUGGGAGGAGACUUGGGUGAACGCGACCAAUCGUUUGACCAAAUAUUGGCACGAGCUACUCAAGUCUAUUGAGCCGCUGUUCUUCAAGAUCCUGCAUUACAGCGAGUCGUUCGUUUUCACGGUGUGGAAGAGUUUGAUGGACUUCUUUUACAAUCGCACCCAGGAAUUGACGGAUUCGCCGUAUUUCAACUAUGUUUCAACGUUUGGUCAUGAAAUGGACAAAAUCUACAAGGACCUGGUGAAUAACGACUUGAUAACUAACAUAAAGAAGUACAGCAAGAAACUGUGGGAUGCUGUCUGGACCAAGAUAGAGAAAUACAUCCCGUUCAAAGACGAGAUAGUGCAGCUUUACAACGAAUUCAAGGACAGCUGGCAGGACUUCCUCAAGACUCCGCAGGUCGUCUACGUCAGGGAGAAGUACCAAGAAGCCUACGUCCGUCUGAAGUGGUGGUACGACUACUUCCUGAUCGGCGAAGCCUUGAACACGAUCGGCGAAAUCAUCUACGUGAAGCUCACGGACUUGGCGAAGACUGCACUGCAGUACGAAGAACUGCACCGUACGCCCAAAACAAACUUCAUAUUCGAUCCCCGAGUGGGGGAGAUCGUCCUCGAGCAGAAGCUGCCGAUGUCCUGGCACGCCUUCAACAGCUCGCCGGACUUCACCGAGAUAUCCGAGUACAAGACCGUCCGCGACUUCUUCGACGAGUGGCUCACCACCAACAAGAGCAUCUGGUCCUACUACUACGAGAUAAGGCCGUACAUGGACCUCAACAACUUGAUGCCGCCUUUCCCUGGUAUAGCAAUGAUGACGGAACAAGGCGCCCUGGUCACUUACGACAAGCAAGUGUUCACGGUGUCCGAGCGCGGCGUGUUCCUGCUCACGAAGGACUACAGGCGCGACAACUUCACCGUGCUCAUGGCUUCCAACGACAGAGGCACAUACGACCUCGUGCUCGUGACCAGAACGAAACUGGUCUACAUUGAUCUUUCUAAAGAGCAAGUGACGGUGAGCGACACGGUGCUGAGUCUGCCGGCCUCGGUCGAGGGUCUGGUGAUAGACCGGCAGAUGGAGACCCUGAGCGUGCGCGGAGACAGCGGUCUCGACGUGCAGUGCAACCUGCGCUUCAAGUCCUGCAAGCUGGGUGUCGAAGGUUGGUUCUACGCGACCCUGGGCGGGUUGCUGGGAACGUACAACAACGAGCAGUACGACGACCUGCAACUGCCGAACAACAGCUUCGCGACCAGCGUCGGCGCGCUGGCGACGGCGUGGCGCCUCGGGCCCGCGCCCCCCGCCCCCGCGCCGCUCCCCGCACCCCCCACCCCGCACAACGAGACGCAAUGCGAGAAGUUCUUCCAGAAUAAAGUUUCGCCUUUCCAUCCCUGUUUCUCUGUGAUCAAAGCGGCGCCGUUCUACUCAGAGUGCCAGGCGGGCGUGGAGGCGUGCGCGCUCGCCAGCGCGUACCUGGAACUGUGCACGCAGCAACACGUGCCCACGCACAUGCCGGACCACUGCAACCAGUGCACGACCCCGCACGGUGACGUCAUAGACGAAGGGUCCUUCUACACGCUGGAAAACGUGCCGGAGUCGACGGACGUGGUGUUCAUAAUCGAAGCGCAGGUCUGCAACAAGAACGUGAGGAAAACGAAGAAUCUGGAUCUCUUCCUGGAGACCUUCGACAUACAACUGCAGGCCGGCGGCCUCACCGACAACCGGUACGCGGUGGUCGGGUUCGGCGGGCGCGGCGUCUACAGACAGCCGAGGGCGGUGUACGUCAACAACAAAGUGUUCACUGACCCAAUAGAAAUAUCGUCGCACUUCGACACUUUCCAAAUCGAUAAGUUAGAUUUGGCGCGCCCGAACAAGACCGUCAAGGCGGAUAUGUUCAGCGCCUUGAACUUCGCAACGAAGCUGCCGUUCCGGCCCGGCGUUCCGCGCACCUUCCUGCUGAUGCCCUGCACCAGAUGCGACUCGCAGUUCAUGAGGUUGGACUACUCAUCGAUGUAUCAAAGUUUGAUGGAGAAUUCAGUGACGCUUCAUAUCUUAAUGGAUGACGACUUCACGCUAUCGAAGAAAAGGGCAUCCAAAUAUUUGUUCGGUGUGGACAGCACGCUGGCUUAUACGAACAAGGAUUACGAGAAGCUGGUCGGAGACGCAGCUCUCAGGAAACAAGUAAAAUUGCCGAAAGACAAACUGGGACUGUGCAUCUCCCUUGCUAUGGAAACGAAUGGUACGAUCCUGGCGGGCACGAAGCUGAGUGCGGAGCGUCGCUCGGCGCGGCGGUUCUCGUCCGUGGCGGGCGCGCGUGCGGCGCGCGGGGCGGCGCGGUGCGCGCGCACACGCUGCGAGUGCCGCGCCGGCGCCACGCACUGCCGCCCCUGCGCCGACACGCUCAGAAUGUGGGAAUUAGCAUUCUUCAGCACAGACGACAUUGACGACUUAAUUGACAUGGCGAUGGAGCCCCCCACCAUACCGUCGCUUAGUUGAUAAUUUUUAUAUUAAUUUUGUGUAAAUAUACAUAAUAUAUAACAUUGUGUAAAAUAGCUUUGUGUAGUUGAUAAAUGUUUUUA
Molecule: messenger RNA, 12627 nt
Organism: Bombyx mandarina (wild silkworm)
Lineage: Eukaryota; Metazoa; Arthropoda; Insecta; Lepidoptera; Bombycidae
Gene: Apoltp
Product: Apolipoprotein lipid transfer particle
Biological process (GO): lipid transport
Molecular function (GO): lipid carrier activity
Source: RefSeq, a predicted model, not a curated record